This is a messenger RNA of Thalassophryne amazonica, 2548 nucleotides long. RefSeq names its product acyl-CoA oxidase 3, pristanoyl (gene acox3). Gene Ontology annotation, molecular function: FAD binding; pristanoyl-CoA oxidase activity; fatty acid binding. NCBI's taxonomy places the organism in Eukaryota, Metazoa, Chordata, Actinopteri, Batrachoidiformes, Batrachoididae. The transcript is spliced from 18 exons. The coding region runs from base 198 to 2273 and encodes 691 amino acids. The record is from RefSeq and is a predicted model, not a curated record. Gene Ontology annotation, biological process: lipid homeostasis; fatty acid beta-oxidation using acyl-CoA oxidase. Gene Ontology annotation, cellular component: peroxisome.
CAUAGUCAAAGUCCACGAAGACCUGACUGCCUGCAAAACAGAACUGAAUUCCACAUAAAUGCAGCUUCAUUGACUCUGAGCUCUUCUUCUCUCUGUGGUCAUAGACAGCUGGCACACCGUUUUCCUCUCUUUCAUCCUCGGAAGAACAAAUAGCUGCGUUUCACUCCGGGGUGAGGUUUGACCAGAAGAAGAAGAAGAUGGUCUAUGAAAUUCCUGACCUCCCCAGUGGGCCACUGGACCACUACAGGAAAAUGGCCACUUUCAGCUGGAAGGACAUGUUGUAUUUUAUUGAUGGAGAGGACAUACUGGCAUUCAAGCACCAUAUCUUCUCAACACUGGAGAAUGACCCCAUUUUUGCUCGACAACCUGGCGAAGACCUCCCUUUGGAGAAAAUGAGAGAAUUAACGUUCCUCAGGACGAAGCAGCUCUUCCGCUACAACUUCUUGACAGAAGAAGAGGUGAUGGCCAACCCUUGGAAGACGAUCAUCGUUAGUGACUGUCUGGGCAUGUAUGAUUCUUCCUUGUUGGCCAAGUUCACUCUCAACAGAGGGAUGUUUGCUUUGACUAUCGCCACCACAGGAUCAGGCAACCAGGAGCUGGUUGAAAAAGUUAAAGAUAUGACGAUAUUUGGAUGUUUUGCACUGACUGAGCUGAGUCAUGGCAGCAACACCAGAAACAUGAGGACAACGGCCACGUACGACCCCACCACGCAGGAGUUCGUUAUCCACUCUCCGGACUUUGAGGCCGCCAAGUUCUGGGUGGGGAGCAUGGGCAAGACAGCAACCCACGCUGUGGUGUUUGCACAGCUCUACACCAGUGACCAAGUGUGCCACGGCCUGCACUCCUUCAUUGUGCCGAUUAGAGAUCAUAAAACCUUGCUGGCUUUACCUGGUGUCUUGGUUGGAGAUAUGGGAAAGAAGCUGGGCCAGAAUGGACUGGAUAAUGGGUUUGCAGUUUUCCACAAUGUGAGGAUCCCACGGGAGAAUCUGUUAAAUAAAACAGGAGAUGUUACUCCUGAUGGCCGCUACGUUACACCAUUCAAGGACCCUGGCAAGCGUCUUGGAGCUUCUUUGGGUUCCCUAUCAGGUGGCAGGGUGUCCAUUGCCAGGAUGGCAUUGACCAGCCUGAAGAUGGCCCUGACCGUGGCCAUUCGCUUCUCAGCCACAAGGCAGCAGUUUGGGCCCAAAGACUCGGAGGAGAUUCCUGUUUUAGAGUACCAGUUACAGCAAUGGCGCCUGAUUCCGUUCCUGGCAGCAGCGUAUGCGUUCGAGCAUUUCACCAAAUCUACCUACAUGGACUUCAUUGAGUUUCAGAUGGGACAAAUGAUGAGGGACAAGAGUGAGAGACAAGCAGAGUUGGGAAGGGAGAUCCACGCUAUCGGCUGUUCCAGUAAGCCAGUGAGCUCGUGGACCGCUCAGAGGGCAAUUCAGGAGUGCAGAGAAGCCUGCGGUGGUCAUGGAUACCUGGCUAUGAGCCGUCUGGGUAGCAUCCGGGAUGACAACGACCCAAACUGCACCUACGAAGGAGAUAACAAUGUGCUGUUGCAACAAACCAGCAACUACCUGCUCAGCUGGCUCCACGUGGAGCGCUGUGAUGGUGUGCGAAUUGAGUCUCCUCUUCACACUGUGGAUUUCCUAGAAGAUUUCCAUGACAUCCUGAAAAGCCAAUUUACAGCAACGACGAUGAAAGAGUGUUUGGACCCUGCAGUACCGCUGGCAGCGUACAAGUGGCUGGUCUGUUUCCUUCUCAAGGAGAGUCACAGGAGGCUGGAAGAGCAAAGGGCGUCUAGCAAGGAUGAGUUUGAGGCUCGUAACAACUGUCAGGUUUAUUACUGUCGUUCGCUCGCGUUGGCCUACAUCGAGCAUGUGGUACUUCAGAGAUUUCACCAGCAGACCGCUGACCCCAACACGCCAGCUGCUCUCAGACCAGUCCUCAGGAAGCUGUGUGCCCUCUACGGACUGUGGAUCCUCAGUAGUCACAUGACCACGCUCUAUCAGGGUAAUUAUGUGAGUGGAGGGAGGCCAGCAGAGUUGGUCCAGGAAGCCAUUCUCACCCUUUGCUCGCAGCUUAAAGGAGACGCCGUCGCACUGGUGGAUGUUUUUGCGCCACCCGAUUUCAUCCUCAACUCUCCUCUUGGCAAAGCGGAUGGACAGCUUUAUAAGAACUUGUGGUCCACGGUGAUGCAGGGCAACCAGGUGCUGGAACGCCCGUCCUGGUGGAAGGAGUUCUGCUACAACAAACCUGUGGUUGGUUCCCUGCGCCCAAAGCUCUAGACUUCUUUCUACGCGUUGUGCAGCAGAUCAGCUGGAUGAGCGGCUGAAUUCUGGAUGAAGAACGUUUCCCAGAAUCCUGUGCAUGCUUCACAACUGGGGAAAAUUCAUGAUUGACACAAUUUUUUUUCAUAGGGAAGUAAUCUGUUUGCUGAAACAUGGAGCAGUUAUAGACUGUCUUGCUGGCUUUUCUCCUUUGUGUUUGAUUUAAUCACAAAUUUUAAAAAAAAAUUGCUGUAAAUUCUAUUUUCACUCCGGGAUUCUCCUGGAAUUUUAUG